Molecule: messenger RNA, 2891 nt
Organism: Osmia bicornis bicornis
Lineage: Eukaryota; Metazoa; Arthropoda; Insecta; Hymenoptera; Megachilidae
Gene: Hmgs
Product: hydroxymethylglutaryl-CoA synthase 1
Exons: 1
Coding region: 529-1890 (453 amino acids)
Biological process (GO): acetyl-CoA metabolic process
Molecular function (GO): hydroxymethylglutaryl-CoA synthase activity
Source: RefSeq, a predicted model, not a curated record
GCAGCUCGACGAGCAGCAUUUGCUCGUGGAAUGUUAGUUUGUAAGUUUGAUUUCUUUGAGAAGACUGAUUAGUUAGACAACUCAGCAAGUGUAAAGAACGAUCAAGCAAGCUUGAAAGCACGUGAUAGGAAGUUAUUCGCUGACCGUAAUUUUCACUCGAUGAGUUUCACUUCUAACCUGAAUUAGUCGUCCAGCUAGCUUCUAGCAGUAGCAACGUAUUCGUCUUCGAAGUACACAUUUUCUUCGCUUAAAGACACAUAUUCGAGGAAGGAAAAAUCGUAAAGUAUUGAAAAUUAAAAAGAUACCAGUCAUAUCUUUAUAAAAUUGUCAUCAGCAUCAAUUGUCAAGAAAAUAUAUUACACGAAUGGCAUAAUAUUUGAGGGGCACUGUUUGAUACAGAAUCAGUGAUCGACCGGUAUCCACGUGUGUUUUCAAGUAUAAUAGAAGUAUUUUUUUUUAUCCUUACAUUUAUGUAACAACGAAAAAAUAAUUACGAUACACGACGAAAUCGUUUUAAAUUUGAACAUCAUGUGGCCAAAAGAUGUUGGUAUCAAAGCAAUGGAAGUGUAUUUUCCUGCUCAGUAUGUUGAGCAAACUGAGCUUGAACGAUUUGAUGGUGUAUCUGAAGGAAAAUAUACCGUUGGUCUAGGUCAAUGUAGAAUGGGAUUUUGCAAUGACCGUGAAGAUAUUAAUUCUUUGUGUUUAACAGUGGUACAUCGAUUAAUGGAUAGGUAUGACAUAAAACCACAAGACAUAGGGAGAUUAGAAGUUGGAACAGAAACUGUAAUAGACAAAAGUAAAUCAGUGAAAUCUGUUCUUAUGCAACUGUUUGAACCUGAUGGUUGUACGGAUAUAGAAGGUGCUGAUACAACCAAUGCAUGCUAUGGAGGUACUGCUGCUGUAUUGAACGCCGUAUCUUGGGUAGAAAGCAGUGCUUGGGAUGGUAGAUUAGCUUUAGUUGUGGCUGCUGAUAAUGCCGUAUAUUCUACUGGAGCUGCUAGACCAACUGGUGGUGCUGGAGCCAUUGCAAUGAUAAUUGGAUCAAAUGCACCUAUAGUAAUUGAUCGUGGAAUAAGAUCAUCGUGCAUGAAACAUGCAUAUGAUUUUUACAAACCAAAUUUAAAAUCAGAAUAUCCGGUUGUAGAUGGACAAUUAUCAAUUGAAUGUUAUCUCAGUGCAUUGGAUAAUUGUUAUCAGACAUAUUGUAAGAAGGUAAAAAAUAAGUUUAACGAAUUUGUAACUUUAAAUAAUUUUCAUUCAUUUUUGUUCCAUUCUCCGUACUGUAAAUUAGUACAAAAGUCUUAUGCUAGAUUAGCUUUUAACGAUUUCUUAAAUGCAUCCAAAGAAGAAGUACUUAAAAAGUAUCCAGAACUAGAAAAAUUUCACGAUGUUAAACUUGAAAAUAGUUAUUUUGAUAGAGAUAUUGAAAAGGCAUUUAUGAAUUUGAGCAAAGCAGAUUUUAAUCGAAAAACGAAACCUUCUUUGUUAAUAGCAAGUCAAGUAGGAAAUAUGUACACUCCGUCUGUAUAUUCUGGAUUAGCUUCUUUACUUAUUAGUAAACCUAUAGAAGAAUUAGCAGGUGCCAAAAUUGGCGUAUUUUCCUAUGGUUCAGGAUUUUGUUCCACUAUGUAUUCAUUAACGAUAACGAAAUAUUCGAAGGAUGGGUCGGAUUUAAUGAAAAUUAUUACGGCCUUGUCGUACAUUAAUCAUGAAUUAGAGUCUCGCAAAAAAGUUUCCCCAUCAGAUUAUACAAAGAUAUUGGAAUGGCGUGAACAAAAUUGUCACACUGUACCAUUUACUCCUCAAAGUAGCAUUGCUAAUAUGUUUCCUGGAACAUAUUAUCUUGUACAAGUGGAUGAAAAAUAUAGAAGGAUCUAUAAGCGGGUAUGAAACUUACGAUAGUUUUAUACGCUUAGUCUUUUUUAUCUAGUUAUUCUGUUUGGUACUAUAACAAAGAAAUAAUUGGGAGUUUUAUUAAUUACCGAAUAAAAAUUUUCAUAAUGCACAAACAUCUGUGUAAUUUAAAAAUUAACUGCUUAACGAUUAGAACUUAAACAUUUAACACUAAACCUUAGUGCCAAUAAAAUUUCAUUAAUAUGCACUAAGCUUAAUGUAUAAAAAGUGUGCCUUAUACAUACAUUAGAAUGCAAACCAAAAGAUAAGUCAGCUCAGUAUUUUUAUUUCACGUCCUGAGUACGUAAACUAACUUAUAUUUUAACUGUAAUCAAAUAUUUAAAUAGUUUUAAUUGUUUUGUUAAAAUAAAUAAAGUAUAUAUAAAGUACAAGAUGUGAUUUGCAAGCAAAUUAUUUUUGUUUUGCAAAACUUGUACGAUGUUAAUAAAUGAUUAUUUUCUCAAACAGAUAUAAUAAAUUUAUACGAAAUAUUAAAGUAUAGAAAAAUAUAUAAUUGUAUUUAUAUUUUAUUUGAAUCAUUUCAAUGUUACAACAUUACAAAAUAGUAUAGUACUAAAAUAUUCUUCUAAAAAAAUAUAUUAAUAUAUUAUUUCUGUAUUCUGAGAUUCUCUUCAUUAUAAAUAAAUAUGAGCAUUCACAACUACUACGUUUCUGAACCGCUGAAGUACAUAAUUGUCACGAAAUACGUAAAGACUAAGAGUUUAUAUUUACAACUGUAUAAAUUACAAAACCCGACUACCAGUCGUAAGUCUCCGAUAAAAUUGUAAAUACAAUUGCAAGUUUUCUAAUUAAUGUAAAACGAGUAGUAAACUCUUAUUUUGAUAUUAAUUGGACAGUGAUAGAAAAUACUGGCUCAAUACCAUGAAUAUCAACAAUAUAGUGAUUCAAUUUUGUCUUAAUAUCACAUGAUUUGAAUCAUUAUAAAAAUAUAAGACACUGUUUCUUCGUUUUGUAUAAAAAUUUCAAUUUGAACAAGA